GCCUGCUCGGCGUGCCAGGUUUGCAGCGGGCGGCCAGGGCCCCCUGCUGCCCGCCGGCUGUGUACGCAACAAGGCGGGCUUUCGCCGAGCGAGGCGGCGCUGACUCAGCCUGGGCCGAAGAAAGUGCAGGGCAAUGGCGCUCAGCCCCCCCGAGAGGCAGCCGGGCCCGCCCGAGCCCCCGAACCCGGCGGCGGCGCCGGCGGCGCCACAGCAACACCAGGCGGACGACGAGGCCGACCUCGACCCCGACCCGCAGCAGCAGCUGAGCGGCCUGGAGCCCGACGCCGGCGAGGGGAUCCCGCUGCACUCGCCGUGGACUUUCUGGCUCGACAAGUCACUUCCUGGGACAACAGCUGCUGAAUGUGCAUCAAAUUUAAAGAAGAUCUACACAGUACAAACUGUACAGAUCUUCUGGAGUGUUUAUAACAAUAUUCCUCCUGUGACAAACCUGCCUCUGAGAUGUAGUUAUCAUUUAAUGCGUGGAGAAAGACGGCCACUGUGGGAAGAAGAAAGCAAUGCCAAGGGAGGUGUGUGGAAAAUGAAGGUCCCCAAAGACAAUACGUCUGCAGUUUGGAAAGAGCUGUUGCUUGCUACAAUUGGGGAACAGUUUACAGACCGCUGUGCAGGAGGUGAUGAAGUAAUAGGAGUUAGCGUCAGUGUUCGUGAUAGGGAAGAUGUUGUUCAAGUUUGGAAUGUAAACGCGUCGUUAGCAAGUGAAGCAACAGUUCUAGAAAAGAUCUAUGAACUUUUGCCCCAAACAUCUUUUAAAGCAGUUUUUUAUAAACCUCACAAAGAGCACCAUGCUUUUGAAGGUGGACGCAGGAGACAUUAACACAGGAGACAGUCCUGAACUCAAGUUGUAAUUUUUAGUUUUUUGGGGUUUUUUGAGAUCAUCACAGUGGAAAGAUGGACAAAAACACUUGCAAAAGCACCACAAAGCCUGUUAUUUUAGAUUGUUAUAUUCCUCUUGAGCUGGUGCUAUUCAAAAGUAAGGAGUAUUGCUGCCUCAGUUGCUGAUUGUGAUGUUUCCUUUCAUGACUGCUUAACAAAAAAAAGUCACUUUUACUUUUUAGUAUUCCUUUCUUUUUAAGGUAGAAGACUUUACAGUUAAGUAGUUUACUAUACCUAGUUCAAAUGCAAAUAUGCACAAGCAUGAUAUGCUGCUCUUUCUAGACUUGCUGUACCUAGAGAAAUUAAUAGCUUUGUGAACCAUGUUUUUCUGUAAUACUUUGCUUUGAGACAUUCCUAUCAUGUUAAGAGAUACACACAGAUUUGUCCCCCAGAGAGGUUGUAAUAUGCACUGUCCUAAUAGGCAGUGGGAGAAAUCCCAAGGGGAAUCCUGCUCAAGCUCCAUUGAAAUGAAGGGAGCUUGCACAGCACCUGGAUUGCUUCCAAUGUCCUCUGCUUAUGCACUGAUAAUGCGCAUACUGUAAAUAUAUUUUUAUGAUCACUGAACAGAGCCUGUAGACUGAAAAUACACUUCUGUUGUGACUAAUUUUGAACUCUUUAAAUACAAGCCCCUUAAAAUAAGGGGCUGGUUCCCACUUGAUGAUGGCCCAUAUCUGCCCCGAGAGCAUGGGGAGGCUUGAAGGUGGACAUUGCUUGGGUUGAAGCAUUGUUUGUGAUCAUGUAUCACUGUUGAUUUCUGUGAUCAUUGUCACACUGGAACAGAUGCAGUUAUGCUGAUGGAAGCUGCCAUCAGGUGUGGAGCAGUCAGUUCUUGAUUGCAUAGCUGCCAAAUAGCCCGUUUCCCCCGGGAAACCCCCGUUUUUACUUACCUUUUCCCGGUGGUCCCCUGUAUCACUUCGUCUCCCGUUUUUCUCCGUUGUUUUCUCCUGCCGGCGGCCAUUUUUUUUCUUUCUGAUUUUCCCUUCUAUGGGCACCAAAAAUGGCCGCCGCCUGCUUCAAAAGUCGCAUCUACGCAUGUCCGGAAGUGCAUAGACGCGACUUCCGGUGUCCGCGGCGGCCAUUUUGGGGCCAAUAGAUGGGCAGAGCGACACCGGAAGUUGCGUUGACGCACUUCCUGACAUGCGUAGAAGCAACUUUCAAAGCCGGCGGCAGCCAUUUUGGUGCCCAUAGAAGGGCAAAACGACACCGGAAGUUACGUCGACGUAACUUCCGGUGUCACACGGCUGCCGGUCCCGGAUUCUGCAGUCCGGGACUUGGAAGGUAAGUGAUUGGCAUUUGUUUUUAGCUAUUUCAAAUACCUAUUUAGCGGGGCGAGAAUGAAAUGAAAUCACAACUCUUUGUUCCAGAGGUGCCUAAUAUAGUUUGAAUUAAAAAUAAUAAUAAGUAUAAUAUUUCUUUUUUAAAAAAACAACACCAAAACGUAAACCCCUCUGCUGUGCUCUCACUUAAAAUAGGAACCUUAACAAAUCUUCUUUAGCAAACUUUUUAUAAAACAGAUCGUCCCCUCUUACCCCCCUGCAAUCAUAUCAGAUGUGUUCUUCACCCAUGAAGGUCAGUAUCAAAUGCAUAGUAAUUUUUAUUGUAAACAUAACCAACUGUUCAACUGUAUCUAGUUGCAAGCUAUGAUGGCGCCUUAAAUACAUUUUUCGAUAGAGAAGAAAAGUUGAUUACACUUUGAAGCAUGAAUGUGAAAAUUAUCAACAUUAGUUUGUGUGUUUUUUUCCUCUCCGUGCUAAUUAUUGGAGUUUUUGUUCUGCUUUUUAUUACAGUACCAAAGAUUUAUUUAGUUCCUCACAAUGAGCUAGAGGAAUGUGCAUUUUUUUCUAGGCAACAUUACUGGAUUAGCAUUUAGUAUUUUGGAAAUCGUUCUGACUGCACUGAUAACAACCCGUUUAAUCCUACAAGAGGCAGCCAUUGGAAUUCAGUGUGUUUCUAAAUAAAUCAAUUUCCCCUUUUUAAUUUUUGUACUAGUUCAUUUGUAUUUAUGAAUUAAGAUUUGUGCAUUUUAACUAGCAUUAUUAAAAGUUUUAUAAACUCGUA
This is a messenger RNA of Zootoca vivipara (common lizard), 2949 nucleotides long. It is a transcript of the gene EIF4E3, whose product is annotated as eukaryotic translation initiation factor 4E family member 3. Gene Ontology annotation, cellular component: eukaryotic translation initiation factor 4F complex. NCBI's taxonomy places the organism in Eukaryota, Metazoa, Chordata, Lepidosauria, Squamata, Lacertidae. Gene Ontology annotation, biological process: translational initiation. Gene Ontology annotation, molecular function: RNA 7-methylguanosine cap binding; translation initiation factor activity. The record is from RefSeq and is a predicted model, not a curated record.